Dreissena polymorpha is the source of this 3001-nucleotide messenger RNA. RefSeq names its product dipeptidase 1-like. The record is from RefSeq and is a predicted model, not a curated record. Gene Ontology annotation, biological process: proteolysis. Gene Ontology annotation, molecular function: metallodipeptidase activity. The coding region runs from base 210 to 1646 and encodes 478 amino acids. Lineage: Eukaryota; Metazoa; Mollusca; Bivalvia; Myida; Dreissenidae. The transcript has 11 exons.
CUGUGAUGAUGAAAAUAUUCGUAAUAGGUUUCUCGUAAGCGGCCGUAAUUAUUCUCGACGAACCGUGACGUUCGAGUGCGUGAGUGUUAAGGCUACAAGCUACAUUUGCGAUCGCGCAGAUACCAAAAGAUGAUACUUCCCUAUCAGCCGCUGCGAACGAAAAACGUGCCUUUACAUCAGCCACGGUGUUAAUGGAGCUCGGAGCGUAAAUGGACGCUACCGGUGACGUAACAUUCUCGAACAAAGUGGGCUCCUCUAACGCCUCGCCGCGUUCAAAUCUCUUCAACACUCCUCAGACGAGGAUGCAGACGAGAAUCGUUUACGGAUCCCUCGUGGGGCUUACAGUCUUGGUUCUGGCGCUAGUAAUCGCGCUAGCGGUCGUGGCCUCGAAGAAGUCGACCGGAAGGGAGCCGUCGGCUGCUGCCGGAAGUGACGCAUGGAACGGUGUGUGGGAUCUACCGGAAGUGGAUUGCUCAUACGCGAAAGACAAGCUGGAACGGGCGAAGUGUGUUUUGGACAGUUAUCCUCUGAUUGACGGACAUAACGACUUGUCGGCGAAAUAUCGUAUCUACUCCAACACAUCCGUGUAUAAUGUAUCUCUAACUUCGGAUCUCCGGACGAUCUGGAACAUGUCGCACACCGAUAUACCUCGCCUGCGGGCUGGAAAACUGGGCGGUCAGUUCUGGGCUUGCUUCGUCCCCUGUGGGUCCCAAUACAAGGAUGCCGUCCGUCUGUCCUUGGAGCAACUUGACAUCAUCGAGAAGUUCGUCAGGCGAAACCCGGAAACGUUCACUUGGGUCACAACGUCGCAAGGUAUUAUAGAUGCGUUCAAGGCUGGUCGGGUGGCCAGUCUAGUCGGUCUUGAAGGAGGCCACUCUAUAGACAGUAGUCUGGGCACCCUGAGAAUGUUUUACAAUUUGGGAGUGCGCUACAUGACAAUCACGCACAGCUGCAACACCCCAUGGGCAGACAACUGGAAGAUGGACAACGAAUCCACGUAUAACGAAACAGUAGAUGGACCGAAACUGGGCGGACUUACUGAAUUCGGAGAGAAAGUCAUUCUGGAGAUGAACCGUCUCGGGAUGCUCAUCGAUCUGUCGCACGUUGCCAACGCAACCAUGGAGGACGCACUGCGAGUAUCCAAGGCUCCCGUCAUAUUUAGCCACUCGUCGGCGUUCAGCGUCUGUAACCACUUCCGAAACGUUCAAGACUCCGUGCUACACCUCUUGAAGGAAAAUGGCGGUGUUGUCAUGGUCAACUUUUAUGACAAAUACGUCACGUGUCCUCCAAUGAGAACCAGCGCAUCAAAGCUAAAGCAUGUAGCAGACCACAUCGACUAUAUCAAGAACUUGAUAGGCGUAGAUUACGUGGGAAUAGGGGCGGACUACGACGGGGUGCCGAGCUUGCCCGAGGGUUUAGAGGACGUUUCGACGUAUCCCGCCUUGUUCGCAGAGCUGGUGGCGCGUCGCUGGAGUGACCUAGACCUUCAGAAACUUGCAGGGAGAAAUCUCAUACGGGUGUUUAGGAAAGCGGAAAAAGUGCGAGAUGAGAUGUCCUAUAUGCCUCCAUUCGAAGACAUGCUGUCAGAAGAUGAAAACAGCCACAACAAGCCGUGCCGGACCGAUCUUAGUAUCUGGGGUAUGUAACCUAUUAAGAAGAGGCGAUCAUCGGUGGAGACGGGUAGAGUGCAAACUGGGCAAAGGUCGAGGCGGACUCAACUUUACGGCCCGAAUAUGAAAACACGGUUUCCGGAACAUGUUAGAGCGUUGAAUUAAUAUCCUGUUGGCUGAACUUUGAAUGACACCAUUGUUUAUAAAUGAUAUGUUUCACAUAUGUUUUUUCACUCUGUAAUAAAUGUUGUAUUGUUUUACGCAGACUACACAAUAACGGUUUUAUGUUGUUUAUGUUGAAGUAACACCAUACAGUCAACUCGCCAAAAGGGGGUCUCACCAAUAGGGAGUCACUAUCGUGUAUUUCAUGAAAAAAGUAUAAUCAAAUCAAAAACAAUUGUUGCAUAAUGUGUCCUUUGGAUAAAUGUACAAUUUUACAAAUGUGUGAAAAGAUGCUCCAACUGUUGAUCUGACAGGGGAGAUAAUUCUGUAAACAGUGAUCCUUUAUUGGAGAUAGUGAAUGCUUUUGUGUACAUCAUUUUAUUAUAGGUAAUGUUUAUUUUUUUUCCAACGAAACCUUUUUUAAUCUGAAAUAUUGUUAAAUGACAGCGUUAUAAACGGUUUAUUUAUAGUUUUUGUGAUCAUAUGAUAUGUUUUCAUUGUCGUACUUUCAUUGGUCAUUUUUGCAAAACAGUGUACUGCGGCAGAAUAAUAAUACAGAAAAAUGAUAUAAUAGCAUUUAUUUUUACAUCUUUGUCAUAUAUACACAAAAGCCAAAAGGACACAAUUUUAAUGGAAAUAUUUAACGUUUUUUGGCAUGUGAUUCUCUAUUGGCAAGUUGAUUUAUUUUGUCAAAAACCAACCAGAUGGAAACCGCCCAUCACCCUAGAAACCACCCGUUUGACUGGUAAAAGAUUUUUUUGCAAUUAACACCAUAAUUAUUUCUAUCACUGUUACGUUAUAAAAAGCGGCUAUAAUGAGAUCGUCAUACCUAUAUAAUUAUGAAUAAAUAACUUGGAAACAUACCAAAAUAGGCAAAGUCGAGUUACUUCAGUUAUAAAACGAUAAAUUAUCACACCACAAUGUAUAUUAUAAUGACUCUAAAGGCAAUUAUCAUACCACCAUGUAUAUAAUAAUGACUCUAAAGGCAAUUUCAUCUUUAAAAUCAUCAGCCUCAAUCUUUAUUUAUUUUAUCAAGGGAGGUAACUCAUACAGAAAUCGAUACUGAUAAUGUCAAAAAGCGGGUCUAUUAAAGAGGUAUUACGAACAUAUCAUAAGAUUUAAAAAAAAACGAAAUAGCACUCUUUUUCAAAACAUUACUAUUGAGACUUCUUGAGAACGUUAAGGAUUAUUUUUAACAGUUAAAUACAAUGUUGUUUUUUAUACAGCUA